CACUUGUGAACGUCAAUUGAGAACUUACACUGUUGCAGUUCUGCUUCAGCAACAGUAACACAGUUACAGCAGGGUUUGUGGGAUCUGCUCAGUUACCCUGAGAGUCAUCAUCCCUCUGGGCCACAUCGUCUAAAUUCAGAAUGGAAGCUCGUCAUGAGAAGAAAAAUAAAUGUGGGACAAUUUGUCUGAAAUACCUACUUUUUCUCUUCAACAUUUGUUUCUGGCUGGGUGGAGGGGCCGUGUUGGCAGUGGGAGUGUGGACUCUGGUGGAUAAGAGCGACUACAUCAGUCUAUUGAACUCCAGCUUCUACUCAGCCUCUGCUUACAUCCUGAUAGCUGCUGGAGCCAUUGUGAUUGUGACUGGGAUAAUCGGAUGCUGCGCCACCCUGAGGGAGAUGAGGAGCCUCCUGAUUGUGUAUUUGGUGUUACUGCUGUGUAUUUUUCUGCUGGAAAUCAUCGCUGGAGUCCUUGCUUAUAUUAACUACCAGGAGCUGGAUAAUGAGCUCAGACAGAACCUAAAGUUAACCAUGCAGCAGAAAUACCAGCAGCCAGGCCAGGAGAGCAUCACGCAGUCUGUUGACAAGCUACAACAAGAGUUCAAGUGUUGUGGAAGUCAGAACUUCUCUGACUGGACAGACAACAAAUGGAUCCAGGAGUCAGAAAAUCUGCGGCUUGUUCCUGACAGCUGCUGUAAAACUCCCAGUAAACUCUGCGGCCGCAGGGACCAUCCAUCUAACAUCUACAAGGUGGAGGGAGGAUGCAUUGAGAAACUAGAGAAUUUCGUCCAAAGCCAGCUAUAUAUUCUCGGGGCAGUGGGUAUUGGCAUUGCAUUUCUACAGCUUGUAGGGAUGAUGUUCACCUACUGCCUCUGUCGAAACCUGAAGGAAGAUCUGUACUGAUAUUGGAACCCCUUUAAUAUCACAUUCUUGACUGUAUAACCUUUGUUUAAAUGAUGUAAAACCCAACAUUUCCCACAAUGUUGCUGUACAGUUGGGAGUUGAAAUUAUAACAAAAGUGUUUUUAAAUUACAAAUACUGCAGAUGUUA
Molecule: messenger RNA, 1046 nt
Organism: Girardinichthys multiradiatus
Lineage: Eukaryota; Metazoa; Chordata; Actinopteri; Cyprinodontiformes; Goodeidae
Gene: cd151
Product: CD151 molecule
Exons: 8
Coding region: 141-899 (252 amino acids)
Cellular component (GO): membrane
Source: RefSeq, a predicted model, not a curated record